AUGCCAUCGGAUAGCAACACUGGAGCUUCUACUUAUCACGAAGAACAUGGAAAUGGCGGUAGCGGUGGUCGCGGUGGUGACCGUGACCGUGGCAGACGCGGUGGCUGGAGACCCAGAAGAAAAUACUGGGAGCUAGACGCGUCGAGAUCGAAUGGCAACAGAGGAUUCAGCGGCGCCACUACCGUAACCACCAGCAGUAUCAGCGCCAGAGUCAGAACUACCAAGGCCACCAUCACCAAGAUCACCAUCACCAAGAUUACCACAACCACAACCAGCAGCACCAAGACCAGCAGCACCAAGACCAGCAGCACCAAGACCAGCAGCACCAAGACCAGCAGCACCAAGACCAGCAGCAGCAGCAGCAGCAGCAGAGACAGGAAGGACAGUAGAAAGGACAUCCGGGGAUAUGUGUACUCGGUUGAAGAGCCACAGUGCGACUGUAUCUCUAUUAAAAAUGGCAUGCGCGUGCGGAUGAAAAAUCACCUCUUCUCAAUGGUCCCAAUCCGAAACUAUGCUUACAACACCCCUCCACUUACAUGCGUCACAUUUCUCAGAGAUUAUGCUGCUGUCCAGCUCGGUACAUUUGGAACAGGCAGGUAG
This is a messenger RNA of Aspergillus costaricaensis CBS 115574, 600 nucleotides long. RefSeq lists its product as uncharacterized. The record is from RefSeq and is a predicted model, not a curated record. NCBI's taxonomy places the organism in Eukaryota, Fungi, Ascomycota, Eurotiomycetes, Eurotiales, Aspergillaceae. Bases 1 to 600 code for a protein of 199 amino acids. The transcript has 6 exons.